This is a messenger RNA of Juglans microcarpa x Juglans regia, 641 nucleotides long. RefSeq lists its product as uncharacterized. Bases 98 to 460 code for a protein of 120 amino acids. The transcript is spliced from 6 exons. Lineage: Eukaryota; Viridiplantae; Streptophyta; Magnoliopsida; Fagales; Juglandaceae. The record is from RefSeq and is a predicted model, not a curated record.
UAAAAGAUAUUGAAACUUCGGAAAGAAGAAAAGCAGGAAAGAAGUGGGUCUGCCGUUUAAUCUGGGGAGAGCGAAAACAGCAGCAGUCGGAGCAGGCAUGGACGAAGUUGAAUUCCGACGCCUUCUUGAUCUCUUCCCCGUCGUCCGAUCUCGUGAUUACCAUGUGGAAUUAGAAGCAUCAAGAGAAUCAACCUCUAGGUCAUCACAGAGUGAGGUGAUAAAGGAAUGGCAAGAUGCAUGGGAUGAGGGGAAUAAAAAGGAAGUGGAAAAUCAAGGAAUUAGCCAACAAGAUGCAUUUUGGGGGAAGCUAAAGUUGGCUGCUGAAAGGAAGGUGGGGGCAGCAGACGCAGAGAGGUUUUGCAAGGCAUUUCAACAAAUUCAUAAGAAACUUGUGCAGGAAGAACUAAGUUUUGAUGCUGCUCAGAACUUUAUAAACUCCACGAAAAGUUCUGAAGAAUAGUUUCAUGGAUGAUUUGCAUGCUUGCUUCGUUUUCUUGUCUUUUAAGGAGUACAUGAGAAUUUCAGUUUGGAAGAGACAUGCAAUCUUAGAAGUGUUUGGAUUAAAUUAUUGGGUGUAACACAAUUAAAACAAAACUAUUUUGACAAAAUGAAUUCUACAGAAUAGAUGUCAUGUGAAUUAA